UUCCGUCAUUCCACACAAUGAAAAAAACAUUGCGUGCUGAGACUCCCACACACAGUAUUUUUUUUUCAUCUAAGCGGGAAAAUUUCGAUUAACAAAGUACCAUAAAAUUUUUUGAUUCGAUUCCACAACAUCCCUGUCAUAACUCAUUUUUUUAUUUAUUGAAAAUCUCUUCAACAAAAACAUUACUGUUUUAAUAAUUCAGAAAGAUAAACUCAAUAAAAAAUAUAAAUGGAAGUUGAUUUAAAGUACGUAUUCUCAAGCGAUCUCAUUCUGAGAUGUAGAUAUACAAACGGACAUCCAAUUCCAAUCGAGGUAGUUGACUUAGUUGAUAUUUUGGAAAAGUUAAAAUGUUGCCUUAAAACUCAAGGAUCAUUGAGAAGUCGAGCUGUUUCGGAUCCUGGUUUGAAAAGAAAGCCGUUUCACAUUUUAAAAAAUCAUAUUUUAUCUCCAAGUUGCGAAACUUUAGAAACAAGAAAACAAUCUCUUCCCCGAGUACACUUUGAACAAACCAACUCUGUAAUUUUGCAAAUGUCGCCAGCUAUGAAGUUAAGACGUCGAAAAACAUUAUAUCCUGUCACCAACGAAGAAAGUUCAGAAGAUUUGGAGACUGAAGACGAAAAUUUUCUAAAUUAUUCAAAAAAUUCAAGUAAUCGGAGUGAAGACGAUAAACGAUUAGACUUUGUUUACAUUAGUACUUUUGAUAGGUUUGACAAAGCGGAGAAUUUUUUACAAAGAGUCAAGAACACAAAAAAAACAUUCUCCGUUGAAAUAGAUGUUGGGAUUGAUAAUCAAAUUUCAAUAUCUUACCAGCAACUUUUCAACUUUGAUUGUGAAUAUAUGAUUUUAAAAUGCUUUAAAACGGACAGUUUUGUUUUAAUCAAACCGUUUUAGAGUUUCUUGAUUUUUAAAAAAUUAAUUCAUUUAAUUUAUAAAUGUUUAACAGGCUCUUACCCAGGUAUAUUUGAUGUUUAUUAUAGAUAACUUUUAGACAUAAUGUCUGAAAGCUGGGCACGGGCGUGUUUAAAGUUGUAUAAAUAUCAGAUUGUUAUAUAAUCUCUGUAUAAAGUUAGUGUAUAAAGAUAAUUUUAUUGUUA
Hydra vulgaris (swiftwater hydra) is the source of this 1094-nucleotide messenger RNA. RefSeq lists its product as uncharacterized. The record is from RefSeq and is a predicted model, not a curated record. NCBI's taxonomy places the organism in Eukaryota, Metazoa, Cnidaria, Hydrozoa, Anthoathecata, Hydridae.